Molecule: messenger RNA, 1864 nt
Organism: Saccostrea echinata
Lineage: Eukaryota; Metazoa; Mollusca; Bivalvia; Ostreida; Ostreidae
Product: glucosidase 2 subunit beta-like
Exons: 17
Coding region: 44-1678 (544 amino acids)
Biological process (GO): N-glycan processing
Cellular component (GO): glucosidase II complex
Molecular function (GO): protein binding
Source: RefSeq, a predicted model, not a curated record
CUCUUCCACUCUGCUCAAUCAGUAAAACUUCUAGUCUUCAAAGAUGAAUGUCUUCUAUUUGAUAUGUUUAUUUGUAACAAUAUGUGUAGUAAACGGGAAAAUGAGACCACGUGGCGUCUCAAUUUCAAUGGCCUCAAAAUAUCAGCCAAAUGAAAGGAAUAAAUUCAAUUGUAUCAAUGGAUUUGGUGAAAUUCCAUAUGAUCACCUGAAUGAUGAUUACUGCGAUUGUGAUGAUGGAACAGAUGAACCAGGGACUUCUGCAUGUGCAAAUGGAAAAUUUCACUGUACAAAUGCUGGUUACAUCCCCAAGUAUAUACAGUCAUCACGAGUAAAUGAUGGAGUUUGCGACUGCUGUGACGGAACAGAUGAAUAUGGUGGCAAAAUUGAAUGUGUGAACAACUGCAAGGAACUUGGAAAGGCAAUGCGUGAAGAACAGGACCAGAAGAGAAGAUUACACGAGGAAGGAUUUAAAAAGAGGGAUGGCUUCAUCGCUGAAGUUAAAAGAAUCAUGGAGGAGAAAAAUGUAAAAAUACAAGAACUUGAGAAGGAGAAAGCAGAACUAGAAGUCAGAUUGAAGGAACUUGAAGCUCUGAAGGCAGAACACGAGGGACCAGAAAAGGAAGCCAAAGACCGCCAUGAACAGGUGUGGAAAGAACAAAAAGAAGCUAAAGAGAAGGAGAGAAGUGCACUCCGGGCCAGGGAAGCCUUUGAUGACCUAGAUUUAAAUAAAGAUGGAUUUUGUGAUAUUUUGGAGAUAAUACCUCACAUGGAGUUUGACAUUGAUUCUAAUGGCAUUGUCAGUGAAGAGGAAGCUAAGGAACAUUUAGAAGACCAAGAAAAAGUUGAUUUUGAUGAAUUUAGUUCUAAAAUAUGGGGAAACAUUCAGGGUAUUUACAAAAAGCUUGUCCCAGAGGAGGAGAAAAAGGAGACCCCACCCCCUGUAGAGCCUCAGGGUGAAACUGAAACCCUAGUACCACCAGAAGAACCUCAGGCCACACCCCAUGUCACACCCCCUCCUGAUGAGGGUGAGGAUUAUGAGGAUGAUGACGGAGAGGAUGAAGAUGAGUCUAAACUACUGGAAACUACCACCAGCAUGGAAAAUGUGGAAUUACCUGAAAAUGCUGAACUUUUCCCUCCAGAGGAAGAAGAACAUGUGGAUGAAGAAAAAAUGCCUGAGUAUGACGAAGAAACUAAAGCCCUUAUAGCAGCUGCUGAUGAAGCACGGAAAAAAUAUGAGGAAGCAGACAAACGCUCAAAAGACAUUGAUGGGGAGAUUACGUCUCUGACUUCAUAUUUAAACACAGACUAUGGUAAAGAUAAAGAAUUUGCAGUUUUACGAGACCAGUGUUAUGAGUAUACAGACAGAGAAUAUACAUACAAGUUAUGUCCCUUUUCUACUGCUUCUCAACGACCCAAGUCAGGAGGCCACGAAACAAAUUUAGGUCGCUGGGGGAGAUGGGAGGAUGACCAUUAUAAAACAAUGGUCUAUGACCACGGACAAAAUUGCUGGAAUGGACCUGACCGAUCCGUCAAGGUCCAUAUAACGUGUGGUCCGGAGCACCAGCUGACAAAUGCCUAUGAGCCGAGUCGCUGUGAAUACGCUUUUGACUUUGUUACCCCCUGUGCCUGUAAUCAACCUCCUCCAGUCCAUGAUAAAGACCCUCAUGAUGAGUUAUAGAACACCAGCUCUACUCACACAUCAACUGUAGAGUUUUCUGAAGAAAAAAAAUUCAUGACUUGUCUCCAAGAGAAUCUUAAUGUGAUCUGUUUAAAACACUCUCUAAUGACAAUUCUUAAAGAUUUUUCCUAAAUAUCAUCCAUUCAUACUCAUUUUUUUCAGAAUAAAAAUAAAAUUGAAAGUGCU